UCUGUGUCUGACUAAUUUCUGGUGCGAGAUGAAGUACAAGUUGAAGGGAGAAAUGAUGUCGUCGAUGAAUUAGGUUUGCUUGAGCUAUGAAUUUUUUGAUGUGCAAUGGGGUUAUAUAUAACCUGUGAUGGCGCUUGACACGUCCGGCAGAUUGAAGCGCCAGGUCUGCCUGCGAGGCUGGAAGAUUGGGGAAGAGGUGUCGACAAUCCGCUGUGAAUGUGCAUCCUGGGCACACGAGGCUUGUUUGGCCAAGUCCGUUUUCAAGACGGGCGGCUGCCCUAUGUGCAGGAGGUCGAUUUUCUUGAUCGAUGAUGAGAAUGUCCUUGCGCGGGAGGAGCUACAGAGAAGGCCAGACGGCUGUUAGAGAAUGGGAUCCAGCAUUCUCACAGGAGGCGCGGAAGUCUGCGAAUAUGGAUGGAGAACGCGCCACACUUGCACCCAACAGCUGUG
This is a messenger RNA of Hyaloscypha bicolor E, 450 nucleotides long. RefSeq lists its product as uncharacterized. The transcript has a single exon. NCBI's taxonomy places the organism in Eukaryota, Fungi, Ascomycota, Leotiomycetes, Helotiales, Hyaloscyphaceae. Bases 128 to 364 code for a protein of 78 amino acids. The record is from RefSeq and is a predicted model, not a curated record.